Molecule: messenger RNA, 1074 nt
Organism: Hemicordylus capensis (graceful crag lizard)
Lineage: Eukaryota; Metazoa; Chordata; Lepidosauria; Squamata; Cordylidae
Product: arylacetamide deacetylase-like 3
Exons: 4
Coding region: 1-1074 (357 amino acids)
Cellular component (GO): membrane
Molecular function (GO): carboxylic ester hydrolase activity
Source: RefSeq, a predicted model, not a curated record
AUGCCAAAUUGGGGAUAUAUUUUCAAGAAACUAGGACUAAGCAGCUUGCUAGGAUUUGUACGAUUCACAACAGAUGGAUUCCCACCGUUCAGGGAUUCAUCACUUCUCAUCCAGAACCAACUCUUUGAUGAGGUGCCAGUGAGGGUUUAUCAACGUAAAAAAUCAACUGCCAGGCAAAGGAAAGCUGUCCUUUUCUUCCAUGGAGGGGCUGGUACUUUUGGAAGCAUUGAUGCCUAUGAGAGAAUAUGCCGAUAUAUUGCCAAGGAAACCGAUUCAGUGGUCGUGUCCAUCGGGUACGGCUUGGGUCCAGAGAACCCUUAUCCAAACCAAUAUGCUGAAUGUCUCAAGGCCACCGUGCACUUAAUGAAGAAUUUAGAAGACUAUUCUGUUGAUCCUUCCCGUAUUAUUCUUACUGGGGAUAGCUGUGGAGCAAAUUUUGCAACACGCAUUUGCCAGUUACUGGUGGACAGAGGAGAGCUCCCCAAAGUACAUGCACAAAUCUUGAUCUAUCCAGGACUGCAGGCAAUUGACUUCAGUUUGCCUUCAUAUCAACAGAACUGCAGAGUACCAAUUCUGUGGGGCGAUCUUCUUAUCUUUUUCUGCUGCCUUUUUCUCAACAAGAAUACAUCCAUUGUGUACGAUGUCUUGAAUAACUGCCAUGUUCCUGAGGAUAUACGACUGAAGUACAAGAAAUGGGUGAAUGCAGACCUCAUUCCUGAAGAAUUCAAGGUUAGAGGAUACAAACCCCAAGAUCCUGCCUUGCGUAAAUUUAAGCCUAAAGUAUAUGAAGACAUGAAACACGUUUUUGAGGAAACUUUUUCACCACUUCUUGCUGAGGAUGCUAUCAUCUCCAAGAUGCCCCAGACAUGCAUUAUGACCUGUGAGUUUGACGUCCUUAGAGACGAUGGAUUGUUGUACAAGAGACGGCUGGAAGAUAAUGGCGUGCCAGUAAAAUGGUUCCACAUUGAGGAUGGCAUCCAUGGAUCAGCCAUUUCAUUUGGCUAUGGAUUCCUUUGCCUUCCAUCUGCAAAACAGAUUCUGAACAAAGUUGUAGAAUACAUAAAAAGCCUGUGA